Molecule: messenger RNA, 3723 nt
Organism: Ilyonectria robusta
Lineage: Eukaryota; Fungi; Ascomycota; Sordariomycetes; Hypocreales; Nectriaceae
Product: armadillo-type protein
Exons: 3
Coding region: 117-3419 (1100 amino acids)
Biological process (GO): protein import into nucleus
Cellular component (GO): nucleus; cytoplasm
Molecular function (GO): nuclear import signal receptor activity; small GTPase binding
Source: RefSeq, a predicted model, not a curated record
UUUUUUUUUUUCUCCCUCUCAUUUAUUUUCGGGCGCGGGUCUCCUACGCGAAACCCUUCCUUCUCCUUCAUCAUCUUUUUUUGUCGUGUCGUUGCAAACAACACCCGGCAUUAAUCAUGGACAAGGAAAAGCUUGCCCAGCUGCUCCAGGGGAGUCAAGUCCCCAACACGGAGCAGGUGAAGGCCGUCACCGCCGAGCUCCAGAAGAACUUCUACUCGCAGCCGGAGUCGCUCCUGGCGCUCGUCGAGAUCUCCCUGACACACGGCGACCAAGGCGUCCGACAGCUCGCCUCGGUUCAGGCCCUGCGCCUCGUCCCCAAGUACUGGGAGAAGACCCCUGCGGACCAGCGCCAGCUCGCCCGAACACACCUGCUCGAUGGCGCCCUGAAGGAGUCGUCCGGCGCCGUCCGCCACUCGCUGGCUCGUCUGGUCGCUGGUAUCGUCAGCUCCGACAUGGAGCAGGGCGAGGGCGAGGACUUCCUCAAGCAGCUGCUGCCCCUCAACAACAGCGACAAUGUUGUUGCCCGCGAGGUCGGCUCCUUCCUGCUGUACGCCAUGCUCGAGGAGGAUCCCACUCACUUCAGCGACCACACCCACCAGCUCCUCGAGCUGUUCCAGGCUCGCAUUGAGGAUCCCCAGAGCAAGGAGGUCCGCAUCAACAUCGUUCGCGCUAUUGGUGCCAUCCUCAUGAUCGUCGAGCCCGAGGAGGACCCCCAGGCCCUCAAGGCCAUGCAGAGCUUCGUGCCCAGCCUGGUCAACAUCCUCAAGGCUACCGUCGAGGCGGAGGAUGAGGAGAGCUACAAGAUCGUCUUCGAGGUCUUCCACUCCUUCAUCGCCUACGACUCUUCCCUCCUCGCCCUCCACCUGCGCGACCUCCUCCAGUUCAUGAUUGAUCUGGCCGCCAACACCAACGCCGAGGAUGAUGCCCGAACCCAGGCCCUCGCCUUCCUCAUCCAGUGCGUCCGCUACCGCCGCAUGAAGAUCCAGGCCAUGAAGGAUAUGGCUGCCCAGCUCAUGGUCAAGGCCAUGCAGAUCGUCACCGAGCUUGACUCUGAGGACGAGGAGGAUAUGUCUCCCGCCCGCACUGCCAUCAGCCUCAUUGACACUCUUGCCAACGAGCUUCCCCCCCGCCAAGUCAUCAUCCCUCUUCUCGAGCAGUUCCCCAGCUUUGCUGCCCACCAGAACCCCCAGUUCCGUAUGGCCGCCAUGCUUGCUCUUGGUAACGCCGCCGAGGGUGCUCCCGACUUCAUCUCCACCCAGCUCCAGCCCAUCCUUCCCACCAUCAUCAACCUGCUCUGCGACAGCGAGACUCAGGUCCGACACGCUUCCCUUGUCGGUCUGAUCCACCUUGCCGAGGAGAUGGCUGAUGAGAUGGCCUCUCACCACGAGGAGAUCAUCUCUGCUGUCCUCAAGAACCUCGAGGCUGCCUCCACUGCCGGCUCCGACAAGAAGAACGUCAGCAUCAUCCGCUGUGCUUGUGGUGCCCUCGACACUUUCGGUGAUGGCAUCGACACCAAGAUCAUGGCCCAGUACGGCCCUAGCCUGAUUGGCCCCAUGGUCCGCCUCCUUGAACACGAGGACUUUGGUGUCAAGGCUGCUGCCGCUUCUGCCAUUGGUGCCAUUGCCUCCUCUAUGGAGAAGAGCUUCGAGCCUUACUUCAAGGACGUCAUGACCUCUCUUGGCAAGUUCGUCAGCCUCAAGGAGAAUGACGAGGCCAUGGACCUCCGAAGCUCCACCUGCGACAGUCUUGGCCGCAUCGCCACCGCUGUUGGCCCUGAGGCUUUCCAGCCCUACGUCAUGGACCUCAUGGCCGCCAGCGAGGAGGCUCUCCACCUGGACAACCCCCGUCUCAAGGAGACCAGCUUCAUCCUGUGGUCCAACCUGUCUAAGGUCUACCACGAGCAGUUCGAUCACUUCCUUUCUGGAGUCUUCAAGGGUCUCUUUGAUUCCCUUGAGCUCGAGGAGGAGGAGAUUGAAAUCCCUGGUAUUGAUGCCAGCCAGCUCGGCGAUGGCGCCAUUGUUGUCGGUGGAAAGCGUGUCACUGUCAAGGUCCCUGACAAUGAUACCGACCUGGCCAUUGCCACUGGUGGUGAUGAUGAGUGGGAUGACAUGGAGGACAUUGACGAUCUCGAUGACCUCGGUGCCGUUACUGCUGUCGCUCUCGAGCAGGAGAUUGCUCUCGAUGUCCUCGGUGAUGUCAUCUCCAACUCGUGCAACAGCGCCAACCUGGAGACCUACGUCGAGCAGACCAUCGCCAAGGUUUCUCCCUUUGCGGAGCACACCUACGAGGGCUGCCGAAAGACUGCCAUCUCCACUCUCUGGCGCACCUACGCCCGUGUCUUCCAGGUCUGGGAGGAGGGCGCUGGCGUCAAGUGGGAGCCUGGCAUGCCUCCCAAGCACACUCCCCCUGCCUCUCUCAUCACUAUGGGUCAGGCUCUCCAGGCUGCUACAAUGGGCAUCUGGGCCGAUGACAGCGAACGCUCCGUCAUCACUGACAUCAACCGCAACGUCGCUGCCACCCUUAAGGCCUGUGGUCCCGCUGUUCUGGUUGCCAAGGACGGUAUGCUGCAAGAGGUUGUGUCGGUCGUGAGUCUUAUCAUUACCCGAUCGCACCCCUGUCAGCAGGACCUUGGAGAUGAGGAGGAGGAGCAAGAGGUCGAUGCUGGGUCGUCCGAGUACGACUGGCUCGUCAUCGACACCGCUCUCGACGUUGUCGUUGGCCUUGCCGCCGCUCUCGGCACCGCUUUCGGCGAGCUCUGGAAGAUCUUCGAGAAGCCCAUCCUUAGACUGGCCAGCUCUACCGAGGACCUCCACCGCUCCACUGCCGUCGGCACCAUUGCCGAGAUCACCAAGUACACCGGCGAGGCUGUCACUCCCUUCACCGAGUCACUUGGCCAGGCUCUUGUUCGCCGUCUUGGCGACCCCGACCCUCUCGCUAAGUCCAACGCUGCCUACGCCAUUGGUCUUGUCGUCCUGAACUCAGCCGACACGGCCAAGACCUUCCCCAUGUACCCUGUGCUCUGGGAGAAGCUCGAGCCUCUCCUGACUGUCAACGAGAUGCGCAUGACCGACAACGUUGCCGGAUCUCUGUGCCGCAUGAUGACCAAGAACCCCGACAACGGCUUCGUUGCCCAGGCCCUGCCUGCUGUUGUCAACGUCCUGCCUCUGUCCGAGGACUUUGAGGAGAAUGCACCCAUCUACCAGUGCAUCUACAAGCUCUACGAGAUCUCCAACCCUACCGUUGAGCAGCUGACUCCCCAGCUGAUGAGCGUUUUCGAAAAGGUCCUCAGCCCCCCUGAGGAGCAGCUCGAGCAAGAUACCCGCGAGAUCCUGCAGCGCACGGUGCAGGUCUUGUACAAGGCCAAGCCUGAACUCCUGGCCAACAACCCCGGCCUGCUGAAGCUGGCUGGCGUCCAGUAAAAGACGGGCGCGGUGAUGAGAAUUAAAAAGGAUAUACGACGCGCGUCGACCGUGAUGAAGACGGAACGCGAGGCCAUGAAUGAUGACGAAGAUGUUUACGCACACAUGACGGGUGCAUGAUAGAGUAUAUAACGCUUGGGAGGUCUUGUUUAGAUACCAAAGACCUGAGACCGGGAGACCAAAGAGUCUGGGACGGUCUGGGACGGAACGGGACUGUUAGCGUUGUGGAAUUUUCUCACAUGAUGAGAGUACUGGGAACGAAUGGAAUAGACUUAUUGGAGUACCAUUCAAACAUAUUUGUCAC